CCGCUUCAUGUCUGGAUAUGAACAACAACGACAAUUACGUACAUGACUCCAGCAGAGCGCAUCAUUAUGUUCCCCACAGGACGCGCUCGGACACUCAGCGCCGCCGGAAGCGCACAACUUUCAGCAAGGUGCAGCUGAGCGAGCUGGAGAGAGCCUUCUCUGUCACACAGUACCCGGACAUUAAAAGGAAGGAGUCUCUUGCAUCUAUAACCGGGCUACCUGAGUCUAAAAUUCAGGUCUGGUUUCAAAAUCGACGCGCGCGCUAUUUCAAGAGCAAGAAAGCAACUAGAGAGGUUCACAAACCCUCUGCAGACUACCUGCAUCAGUUCUCCUACACUCAAAGUCCCAGUCCACCUUUCCCACAGUUGGCUCCUUCUUUCCCUCAUUACCCCAGCCUGCCGUGCCCACCAGGCUACCCUGCUCCCUGUCUACCUCAGUCCACCAGGCUCUCAACCAUCCCGGGGGGUCAGACAACGUCACUGCCCGCACCUACAUCCCCUGUCGCCGCCGACCAAGCUACAUCGUGCUACCCGCAUGGACCGGAAGUUACACAGGACUACCAAACCCCAUACUUUCAUACCGAUUACUGCAAUUUGUUCCCACACAGCGAGCUCAGUGAAUGGGAUUUGACGGAGGACUUUGAGGCUUUCCUCGGAGAUGCACAGGGAUCCCAACCUGCAGGUAGCCGCUGCGCUUCAGUAGGACAUCCUGCACCCAAAGAGAACAUCCAGAGUCAGCAGAGCUUCUGCAGCACCGACGAAUCCACGGACGACUUGUCCGAUAUGUGCUUUCAGGAGCUGGGCGACUUUAAAAUGUCGGAAUUGGACAUUUCUGCAGCAAUGAUUGAUUAUCUUUUGGGUUGACUGAUACAAUAAGAGGGAAGAAGAGUAGGCUACGUAUUUAAGACCACAUUGUAAAUAGGCUUAGCUGUAAUAGAGUAUUUAUUGUGCGAUUGCAAUGAUGAAAGGACUUCCUUAUGUGAAUUAAUUGUGUAGAACUAUUCAGGUAUCCUAUAGUUAUCUACAUAUUGUAGUGUAUUUCAUGUGCUUUACAAAUAAAACAUUUUAAUAUA
Molecule: messenger RNA, 1072 nt
Organism: Cottoperca gobio
Lineage: Eukaryota; Metazoa; Chordata; Actinopteri; Perciformes; Bovichtidae
Product: homeobox protein SEBOX-like
Exons: 3
Coding region: 18-863 (281 amino acids)
Biological process (GO): regulation of transcription by RNA polymerase II
Cellular component (GO): nucleus
Molecular function (GO): DNA-binding transcription factor activity, RNA polymerase II-specific; RNA polymerase II transcription regulatory region sequence-specific DNA binding
Source: RefSeq, a predicted model, not a curated record